Molecule: messenger RNA, 3159 nt
Organism: Hemibagrus wyckioides
Lineage: Eukaryota; Metazoa; Chordata; Actinopteri; Siluriformes; Bagridae
Gene: mapk4
Product: mitogen-activated protein kinase 4
Exons: 7
Coding region: 550-2511 (653 amino acids)
Biological process (GO): protein phosphorylation; intracellular signal transduction; cell surface receptor signaling pathway
Cellular component (GO): cytoplasm; nucleus
Molecular function (GO): MAP kinase activity; ATP binding
Source: RefSeq, a predicted model, not a curated record
GGUCGCUAGACUCGGUUGCUCGCGAGCAGCUUUUGGUUUCCUGUCGGCGCGAGCAGGUGUCCAGAUCAACGGGCGGAACGUGACGUCACACCGGGGGUUACCAGCAGCGAGUUUUUGGAGAAAGAGAAGCUGGGAGAAAACUCAGUGUGGAAGGAAAUGCGGAAACGGUCUGGAGAGGAGUUUUCCCAACAAGAGGCUCGCAUGCAGUCUUAUCACACAGGGGCAGAUGUAAUAUGAUGAUUUGAUAGGCGGAAAAAUUCCCGACGCAGAAGCAGAGCUGAUAACAGGGACUCUGACCGCGAUAUCUCAGAAUACAUUGGUGCUACACAAUAACCGAGGAGAAAUUGUGGGAAAUAUGAACAUAUUAAACCUGUGACUGCAAUCUGUUCUUUGCACAGAGACGCGUUAAGAGCCAUGAAGAAGCCUGAAGUGUAGUACGCAUUGAAAGCACAGAAACUUGGACAGAUAACUGCAAGCAUGGAGCUGAAAAGCCGACGCAGAGCCCAAGACGCCUCCCUCAGGCAGCACCAAGCAACUCCUCUGUGAACAAUGGCCAGGUGGAGCUCUUUUGCAUUCAGAUAUGGCUUCGACCUUGGCAGUUACUUCCAUGACCAUCGACCCCUGGGCACAGGUGCAUCCGGCCUGGUGUUGUCUGCCAUUGAUAGGCGAAGUGGGCAAAGAGUGGCAAUUAAGAAGCUGGUACUGCACGACCCCAUGAGUAUUAAACAUGCACUGCGUGAAGUCAAAAUCACAUGCCGGCUCCAGCAUGAGAACAUAGUGAGGGUGUAUGAAGCACUGGGCCCAUGUGGCCAGCCUUUACCCCGCAACCUCGCUCAACUCACAGAGAUCUACAUCGUGCAAGAGCUUAUGGAGACGGACCUGGCCCGGAUAUUGGAGCAGGGCCCGUUGCCAGCGGCCCAUGCCACUUUGCUUUUUUACCAGCUUCUGCGAGGCCUCAAGUUCAUCCACUCAGCCAAUGUGCUGCACCGUGACCUGAAGCCCGCCAAUAUCUUUGUCAACACUGAACAGAUGCUGCUAAAGAUAGGAGACUUUGGACUGGCACGCAUUGUUGACCCACACUACUCACACAAGGGCUACCUCUCAGAGGGGAUGGUGACUAAAUGGUAUCGCUCCCCUCGUCUGCUGCUCUCUCCGAACAACUACACCAAGGCCAUCGACAUGUGGGCCGCGGGCUGCAUCCUGGCUGAGAUGCUAACAGGCCGAAUGCUUUUUGCAGGUGCACAUGAGCUGGAGCAGAUGCAGCUAAUUCUGGACACUGUGCCAGUGCUUAGGCAAGAGGACCGGCAGGAGCUGCUAAGGGUCAUGCCCUCCUACGUCAACCACAGCUGGAAGGUCAGGAGACCGCUGCAAGAAUUGCUUCCUGAGGUGGAGGAUGAAGCCAUAGACUUCCUGGAGCAGAUCAUGACCUUUAACCCAAUGGACCGUCUGACAGCAGAAGCAGCUCUGUCUCACUCAUUCCUCCGGCAAUAUUCCUGUCCACAGGAUGAGCCUGUGUCCCUCCAGCCCUUCCGUAUAGAGGACGAGCUGGAGGACAGUCUUGUUAGUGAACAUGGUCACUGGGACAGUCUUUCGUCAGAUCUGUGCUGGAAGCAGCAGGAGCAGUGUGGCUGCAUACAGAGUGUGUCAGAAAUGGGCGAGACUGAGGAGGAUGAGGUCCAGAAAGAUCCUCGAGCCAAUUCCUCCUCCCUCAUUGAGGAAGCUCUGGUAGACCCUGGUAAGCACUCUCACAGCAGCUCGGCAGAGCGCUUUCUCGAGCAGUCUCACUCGUCUUUGGACAGGCUCUGCGGCCAAUACAUGGAGCUGGACUGUGGGCGCUCCUGUGACUACAAAGUGGGUUCUCCUUCAUAUUUGGAUAAGAUAGCAUGGAGGGAUGGGAAGCCCCAACACUAUUCUGAGCCAAAGCUGAUUCUGGACUUGUCUCAUUGGAAGCGCAACACACUCCCAUCACCAAAAGAGGGGGAUCAUGAGCAGCUUAAUGCUGAGGAGCCUGCUGAUUUGUUCCAGGAGAUUUCACGCUGGGCAGCAAGCACACAACUGGGCCUCCAUUCUCCCAGUUCACCUCAGGAACCUCCAACCUCACCAGGGUCUCCUCCUUUACCCGUUUCUCCUACCCUGCUUCCUCACUCACUCGCAGAAACACAGGCACCUUCUCUGCUGUACACUUCCGAAUUUCUUCAGCAUGGCAGGAGAAGUCCAGCUUCUUUCUUUUCCUCUCCUCCCCCUCUGUUUCCUUCCUCUCCCUCUUCACCUACUCAAGGUUCAUUAACCCCUUUUCAAAACAACGAAGUCUCGCCAACAGCUAGCGGAGAGGAACAUCCUCACUUUGACCUGGAUAUGUUCAUCUCACAAGUAAAAUGUGAGAACAAGGUUACUUCUAAGCAAAGUAGCAUUAGCUGUACCUCUAGGAUCUCAGAGCACAAACCUUCCAGGACUCAAACUUCAACAGCAGAUGUGGUCAAAUCUCAAAGCUUUCACAAAGAACAAUGGUAGAAAGAGUGAUGGUAGAUAGAUCUACCUAGAACUGGGGGACAGAACGUAGUGCUGCUCUUGCAAGAUUGCGUAGUUUUUGUUUUUUUAAUGUUUGACAUAUAAUAAUGUACAAAACAUUGUGUGUCUGUUUGUGUUUCUAAUAGCUCCUAAAAUGCAGCCAGAACUUGAAAAUCAUCUCCCUUGCUGCUCUACCUAGGACACAAAUCAGUGCAAGGGCAUACUGCAGAGUCCUCAAACAGAUGUUAGAGAACUCUAAUGUCAUGCCUAAAAUCUACAAGCUUAUUUAAAAACCCACAUCCAAGAGUGUGUCAUUAUUUUAAAAAAUACCUGAAUGAAAGAACUGAACAAGAAUGCUAAUGUUUGCGCACAUUUUGGAGCCAAUUAUGCAGAAAUCCAUAGAAUUCCAAAGUACACAAACUUUUCUGUACAACAGAAAUUUUGCUGAAUGUAGUUUUACAGUUCUUCCAACAUUACUUAAAUGCAUCUAAAUUGCAGAAGAAAUGAAAGUUUUUAAAAAAACAAAACAAAAAAACAAUUCAUACAUUCUGCAUAUGAGCUGCUUUUUACACCACUGUAAUCUCCGCCUUUGCAAUAGUAGACAGCAGUGGUUUGCUUGAUUACUGUUUCCAAAGCUUUCAACCUUAAUAA